UUACUCAGACCAGCAGUUAGAGAGCCUGGCUACGACCCCAGGACGGAGGUAGAGCUUCUCCUCAAGACCCAGUCCUUCCGCAGAGCGUCCUAUAUUCGACCGCUGGCAAGUCGGCCAGCCCCGCCUGGCAGAAUAAGACUUCGAGGCUGGUCCUCGAAGAAGCUCUUCGUGGGAACCCUUAUUUGCAUAGACCCACCCCUAAAGAGCAUCCCGCCCAUCUGCCAGAAGUAUACGCUUCAUUAGCAUAGUCCCGCCCACGGACCGCCCGCCGGCGGAGAGCGCGUGGCGCCGCUCAGGUCCUACUUCGUGUCUGACUACGACCCCACCAUUGAGGACUCCUACACGAAGAUCUGUACUGUGGAUGGCAUCCCAGCCCGGCUGGACAUCCUGGACACCGCGGGCCAGGAGGAGUUCGGGGCCAUGCGGGAGCAGUACAUGCGUGCGGGCCACGGCUUCCUGCUGGUGUUCGCUAUUAACGACCGGCAGAGCUUCAACGAGGUGGGCAAGCUCUUCACGCAGAUCCUCCGAGUCAAGGACCGCGACGACUUCCCAGUCGUGCUUGUUGGGAACAAGGCAGAUCUGGAGACACAGCGGCAGGUGCCCCGAUCUGAAGCCUCCAGUUUUGGCGCCUCGCACCACGUGGCCUACUUCGAGGCCUCGGCCAAACUGCGCCUCAACGUGGACGAGGCCUUCGAGCAGCUGGUGCGGGCUGUCCGGAAGUACCAGGAGCAGGAGCUCCCGCCCAGCCCGCCCAGCGCCCCGAGGAAGAAGGACGGAGGCUGCCCAUGUGUCCUGCUGUAGCUGGGCAGGAAUGAGACCAGCACAAGCUGGAGGGAUCAGCUGCCUCACACCCUGCCGUGUGGCCUGAGGCCCCAGCUGAGCCUGUUUCUUCCUCUGGGUCUUCCCAGAUACACUACGCCCUCACUCUGACUUGCGGGCCCCCUCCGGGCCAUCGCCACUGUGUGCCUUCUGCCAACACCUCCUUUCCCCACCCAAUCCCCUGGUGGGGGGAGGGGCUCCCAGGUCACUGCUGUACAGAACUCCCCUCCUCAGAAAAAUAAACGCCACUGCCAACUUCA
Molecule: messenger RNA, 1079 nt
Organism: Heterocephalus glaber (naked mole-rat)
Lineage: Eukaryota; Metazoa; Chordata; Mammalia; Rodentia; Bathyergidae
Source: RefSeq, a predicted model, not a curated record